Ostrea edulis (European flat oyster) is the source of this 5237-nucleotide messenger RNA. RefSeq names its product dual serine/threonine and tyrosine protein kinase-like. Gene Ontology annotation, biological process: protein phosphorylation. Bases 10 to 2976 code for a protein of 988 amino acids. The record is from RefSeq and is a predicted model, not a curated record. Gene Ontology annotation, molecular function: ATP binding; protein kinase activity. The transcript has 15 exons. NCBI's taxonomy places the organism in Eukaryota, Metazoa, Mollusca, Bivalvia, Ostreida, Ostreidae.
CAUGUCAUCAUGAUGGCGAACAUCCCCGCGGAACUAAGUCGUUUCUGUAACUGUACCAAACGACUCAGAACUAUUCUCGCCGACACCAAACGAUGUUUUGAGGAUAUUAAUGAAGAUGGGAGAAACGAAGUUGGACAAUUGUUCACUGUGGAACUGCUGCAGGAGGAGGAGCAAGAGGUGUUGUCCACGGCAACCAAACCACCCGGCAUUGUCAUCCUGGGACAGAACAUCUACACAAAGGGUCGGCUAAUCAAUGAAAUCUUCAACAGAACCUUAUUUCCUGUGGAUUUCACUGAAUCGGAAAAGCAUGCAAAUUACCGCAUGGUACGGUUCAAACAUGGACACAAUCUCUCCGUGAGUCUUCAAUUGCCGGAUGACUAUGACCUUGUGGAUAAUCUGGAGUCCUAUAAAGGACCCUGGAAAACGAUUCCGAGGAAAGAUUUGGAGAUUAACGAUAACGAGAUUGGCGACACUGCCCUUAGUCUGGCUCUCCUGGAGGUGAAUUUAAAUCAUGUGCUCCUCCGACACGGAGCCAGAGUAAUUGUGUCCCCCUCCGCCCCCCACUGUGAUAUACGGAAGGUGUAUGCAGACUGUGUGGAAGAAGUUUCACCCAUAAUCCUCUACUGCUACGAAGAUGAGAUUCUACCAGAAAAGGAUAUUCUGUUACUGAGAGAACUUUCCAACGUCAGCCAUUAUCAGCCUGUAUGCUUUGUCAGAGUUCCUCCCCCUGGUCUAAAAAAUCUGGAUAUGGAUCCACCUGAUGGAGCUCCUUCUAGUCAGGAAGACAUUCAGAAGAGGUGUCAAAGGGAAGCAACUUCGGAAAAAGCGAGUGGGUAUCUGAGUUCCAGUGUAGACGAACCUGUGUAUAAAGUCAUGCCAGACCCCACUUAUACAAAUGUGCCAAGAGAGAUUACCCUCAAAAUACAGUCGAAUUCAGAAGUGUUCAGACAACUGUGUAAAAUCGGGUACUUAAACGAUUCGCCAGGUGUCCGAAACAUGCGACACACAAUUACGUCCGACUAUUAUGAGGUUGAUAGUGAAUUCGUUGAAAAUUUUGAACUCUUUCCACAGAAAUUUCUCCAGUUUGUGCAACAGAUUCUCCAGAGGUAUUUAGUGAACUCCUCUACUGUGUUAAAUAAUUCUCACGCGCGAUGUCUCAACAUGUUCAUUAUUUCGGCCUUUGACAUGGCCAGGGAUAUGCUUAUCACCCCCAAAAAACUAGAGUUUGCCAGAGAGAAGGAAAACGAAUUGUUCAAACAAUUACUGACCAUAGCUGUGGAGAAGGGAGAUGAAAUCCGGAAAAUGAUCGCUGAGACGAUCGGCGACAUGAGGGACCAGCUGAUCAGAAAGGCGGAGGAGUACGAAUUCCUAGGUGUAGAUCUUAAUGAGGAAGGUGAAAUUUUGACCCAGAAAGGUCUGAAGAUCUGUACAUACCAGAUACAGGAACUGGUUCUCGGGGCCCUGAACCAGGCAGUAGCCACCAAACUAAUGGAGUCCAUUAAUAUACUGAGGGACUCGUAUACAGGUACUCUAACACGAUGUCUGGAGAGUUUGGAGAGGAUUGACAAAACGGAGGGAAAUGGGUCAGGAUCCACCUGCGAGGCCCUCAAACAGAUUAUGAAUGCAGCUUACCAGGUGGAGAUCAGUCUACAGUCGAGUUCCUCCUUCAUCAGGGUCAUUCUGGAGCGCAUGAAACAGAAUGUCAUUAUGAAGCUUGUACAAUCCAUGCCCUGGAGUGCUCAGCCAAAGAUUGAUUUGGAAUGGAAGAGAAAAGCUGCCUCAGACAUGCUGAGUUCUCUCAGUGAAGCCAGACUGGCCAAGAAUAUCUCCAACCAGAUCAAAGAGAGGCUGAAUAAAUCCCAUGAUUCCUUUGCGACAGCUCUGAAGCAAUUGGAGCAGAAACACUGCGGUCGACUUGACAGGAUUGAGGAAGGACGAUUAAAAUUACGUAAAGUUCACGCACCUCGUGUGGCGAAGGUUGCCCUGGAGAGUACUUCACUGAUGGAUGUCAUACUGCAUGGUAUGCCCCAGAUGGGCCGUGAGAUUGGACGUGGUCAGUACGGAGUUGUCUACUCCUGCGAUUCGUGGGGAGGGUGUUCUCCCUGUGCCAUUAAAUCAGUUGUCCCCCCUGAUGACAAGCACUGGAAUGACUUAGCCCUAGAGUUCUACUACACCAAAAACAUUCCGGAGCAUGAGAGAAUUGUGGCUCUGCGGGGUUCUGUGAUAGACUACAUGUACGGUGGAGGUAGUACGCCUGCAGUUCUACUUAUCAUGGACCGACUCCAGAAAGACCUGUACGGAGCCAUCAAACAGGGGCUGGAUUGGUUGUCAAGGAUCAUCGUGGCGAUAGAUGUGGUGGAGGGGAUCCGAUUUCUUCAUAGUCAGGGGUUGGUGCAUCGAGACAUCAAACUCAAAAAUGUCCUGCUUGACAAAGAAAACCGAGCUAAGCUGACAGACUUGGGCUUCUGUAAGCCAGAAGCCAUGAUGAGUGGAAGUAUCGUGGGCACGCCCAUCCACAUGGCUCCAGAGCUGUUCACUGGGCGCUACGACAGCAGUGUGGACGUGUAUGCCUUUGGUGUUUUGUUCUGGUAUGUCUGUGCAGGCAAUGUCAAGCUGCCGGCUGCAUUUGAACAGUGUGCCAACAAAGAUCAACUCUGGCAGAAUGUCAAGAAAGGAUUGCGCCCUGAGAAGUUGGCAGUGUUUGAUGAAGAAUGCUGGACUUUGAUGCAGGAAUGUUGGGACGGUGACACCAUGAAGCGCCCUCUGUUGGGAAAUGUUGAAAAGAGGCUGCAUGACUUACUGGCGACUUACAGGAAAUCACAGGUCGUGAUGGCCAAGGCACAAAGCAAGCCGCUGACGAGGAGAAUCCCCUCUAGUGGAUCCAGAACGCAGUUCUGCUGUCACCCCGAGUUUUUGGAGUCGGGUAGCUAUGGGGAGUACAGUUAUAUAGAGAUUGACGAGGAGUAUUUAAGUUAGCAUUUACUAAUUAAAUAGGAGAUAAUUUAAAAUGAGUUUUACCAGCAACUUUUCCCAUGAAAAACUGCAGCAUUUUUUCAAUCAGUUUCCACAACCAUGUAACAAAUCUUUUAUGGAUGAAUUAGCUUUGUGUUUUAAUGAAAUAGCAUAAGGAAGAAUGUGAAGUCUGAUUAACACCCCCCCCCCCCCAUCCCCCCCCCCCCCCCCCCCAUCCUUACACAUGUUAUAUGACUGUAAGAAGGUGUGGUUUUAAUCAGACUGAUGAAUGUGCAGCUUUUUAUGUCCUGUAAUCAGAAAUUCGGAGGCAUUUAUUGAUGGUCUCUCUGUUUGUUUGUCCUCAAUAACUUUAACCUUGCAUAACCAAAACGUUUGAAUGGUUGGUGAAAGACUUUAGCAUUUCACAUGUGUAUUUCCUUUUGACAAGACCUUUCGUUAGGUAGCACAAUUUUGACCUCCUGACUUUGAACUUUUGACCUACUUUUGAAAAAGUACCAAAUAUUUUUUACCUUUUGACCGUUAAGUUUGGCCAUACAGGAGCAUCAGUCAGUGUUUGACAAACACAUCUUGUUCUCGGUUUAAAAUUUGUGAGGUCACCACAAGUCGUGAUAGUUUCGUCCGUCAAACAGAUCUUAUGUCAUCAAUGUUAACUUAUUUUGUUUAUAGAAUUUGUUGUUAAACAACAUGUGACUUAAUUUAUUUUGUGGUAUUCAAGCCUGUGUAAGAAUCGUGAAGAGGUUGAUAUAUUGUACCGUAGGGACCUCUCAGGGGGGGGGGGGGGGGGGAUUUCUUCGAUCCCAAUUUUUUAUCAGGGAGCUACACUUCUGCAGCUAGAUUUAUUGACAAAAAUGCUAUUUAUAUAUGCAUAAAAAAGUUUUGUUCUCAAAUGGUCAAAUAUCACAAGUUUAACUAUGGUAUUGUAGAAUUCGUAAGAUGGUCCUUGAGUACUUAGGAUGAAAUUCUACUAGGUGAACCCAUUAAUUACUGAAAAAGCGGGUACUCUGUAUUUUACAAUGAAAAACAAUGUAAAUCAUUAGGAAUUUUGUCUCAAUUAUCUCAAUGUGCAAGGGACAUGUAAAUGAGAAUAGCAUGAUUUUCAUCAUAGAAACCCCAACGUGCCAUAAGAAAUAAAAGUCACAGACUGCUCUUUUGAACGCAUCAUUUGUAAUAUAUAUUGCCUGGUGCAUUGGUGGACAGAGCUUCUUGAUGAUAUACCCGUACAUUUCAAUUCGGUCAAAUAAAAUGCCUACAUGUCUGUAAAUCUUUGAUUUUUUUUUAUUCUCUGAAAGUACAUGUAAAAUCUUGUAAAGAAAUUAUGAACUUGCUGCAAAAAGGGUUCAUGGUGUGACCAGUCUACCGGGGAUGCUUACUCCUCCUUAAGACACCUGAUUGACCAGUCCACCGGGGAUGCUUACUCCUCAAGACACCUGAUUGACCGGUCCACCGGGGAUGCUUACUCCUCCUUAAGACACCUGAUUGACCGGUCCACCGGGGAUGCUUACUCCUCCUUAAGGCACCUGAUUCUAUUUUUGAUAUGUCCAGGGGUCCAUGUUUACCCUUGUCUUAAAUUUAUAUUCUUUAUAUGAUGUAUGAGAUUGAUCACUGUUCAUUAUCUUUGUUCAUGUGGAGACUGUUAUAGUCAUGUUAUGUGGACCUUGUGUUUUUGUACAUGUGUAUUAAAUAAAUUCCCCACCUUGUUCCCAUCAUUAUUACAUAUCAUUCAAGCUAAUGACGGUUAUUUAGAAACUAGUCCAAGUUAAAGCAGUUUAUGUUAAACUUGUUUUGACAAAGUAUUCAUGUCCAACAUUUUUAAGACAAUUUUGUAUAUAUUCAUUUUGUAUAUAUUUGUUUAACACAUUGAGCUUGCUUAAAGUAAGGAAAAUUUUCAGUUUGCAAUCAUGACGCCUAGUAGACAUUCAGACAUUUUCUUUGUGGUAGACACGUCUUCAUAGAUAAGACAAUCAGUAUGUGUCUGUCCGGCUCUGUAGAUGAAUUUGUCAUUGUACUAUUGAAAAUUGUUAACACUGGUUGUUUAAACAUUUCUGAUUUCAUGUCACAUUUUGUAAAGUUCAGCAAUAAGUUAAUAUCAUUACAAAAAUCAAUGCAUGUUCAUUACUCUUUGUAUGUGAUGUGACUGGGCAGAUAUUUUUGUAAUACACUGUAUAUGUUUAGACUGUAUAGACAUUUUUGUAAUGCACUGUACUUGUUAACUAUGUAUAAUACUGUUUUCGCCCAUCACUCUAAAUAAACGAUUUGAAAGUGAU